UCUAAUCAAAAAAUUCCAAAAUCUUUGGAAAAAGUGGUUUUGCUAGACCAUGACCCAGAUAACUUAUCACCCGAUUUGAAUUUGUGUAGUGAUCUUGGUAAUGAUGAAGCUCCAGGAUUUAUAAUAAUAGCUGUAAAAUUGGCAAGUAGACUAAGUUGGUUAAGCUAA
Molecule: messenger RNA, 168 nt
Organism: Racocetra persica
Lineage: Eukaryota; Fungi; Glomeromycota; Glomeromycetes; Diversisporales; Gigasporaceae
Source: the annotation of a GenBank genome assembly